CUCACCGCCUGCCCGCUCUUCUCCUCUCACUUCAGUCUCUUUGAGCGUUUUUGCCUCCUCCGCUGGAAGAUCCCCAUCUCUCUGCAUCUCUCCCUCCCAAUCCAUCCAUUCGUCAGUCACUUCCUUCGCUCAUCUCUCCAGCAUGUCGCUGAAGGUCCAGACCAGUAAUGUGACCAAUAAGACAGAUCCAAAGUCUAUCAAUUCCCGGGUGUUUAUCGGCAACCUGAACACAGCGGUGGUGAAGAAGUCAGAUGUGGAAAGCAUCUUCUCCAAGUAUGGCCGGGUGCUGGGCUGCUCAGUGCACAAGGGCUACGCCUUCGUCCAGUACGCCAGUGAGAGGCACGCCAGGGGGGCUGUGAUCGGGGAGAAUGGCAGGGUGCUGGCCGGACAGACGCUGGAUAUCAACAUGGCUGGAGAACCGAAGCCAAACAGACCCAAAAUCCUGAAGCGAUCAGCAGCUUCUCUGUACAGUGGCUAUGAGUUUGACUACGAUUACUACAGAGAAGACUUCUAUGACAGGUUGUUUGAGUACCAUGGCAGGGUGUCACCGGUCCCUCGAGUGGUGCCUGUUAAACGCCCACGGGUAGCGGUGCCUCUGGUACGACGGGUCAAAUCCUUGCCAGUCAAACUGCUGGCACGUAACGCCUCCGUCCUCCCCACCAGCAACGGCAACAAACAGAAGGCAGUGAAAGGUGCAGAGCUUCAGGCGAUCAAGUCAGAGUUGACUCAGAUUAAAGCCAACAUCGAAGCUUUGCUGGGCAGACUGGAGCAGAUCACAGAAGACACACACAUCACCGCCACAGAGCUGAGGAAGGCAGACGAGUGUAAGAGCGAGGAGGCGUGGCAGGAAGGGGAGGAGUCAAGCUCAGAGCUGGAGGACGAGGAGGAGCACAGACAGAACAGCGAAGCUGAAGAGGAGGAAGACGAGGAGGAGGAGGAGGAGGAGGAGGAGGGAGAGCACACGCAGGACGACACUCAUGACCACAUGCCGGAGAACAGUCGCCUAUCAUCAGAGAUGGACUCCAUUCACCCAUGAGAGGUGAGUGUGUC
This is a messenger RNA of Epinephelus lanceolatus (giant grouper), 1050 nucleotides long. It is a transcript of the gene raly, whose product is annotated as RALY heterogeneous nuclear ribonucleoprotein. Gene Ontology annotation, molecular function: RNA binding. NCBI's taxonomy places the organism in Eukaryota, Metazoa, Chordata, Actinopteri, Perciformes, Serranidae. Gene Ontology annotation, cellular component: nucleus. The record is from RefSeq and is a predicted model, not a curated record.